Messenger RNA from Triticum urartu, 831 nucleotides. RefSeq names its product small ribosomal subunit protein eS12. The record is from RefSeq and is a predicted model, not a curated record. Gene Ontology annotation, cellular component: ribosome. NCBI's taxonomy places the organism in Eukaryota, Viridiplantae, Streptophyta, Magnoliopsida, Poales, Poaceae. Gene Ontology annotation, biological process: translation. Gene Ontology annotation, molecular function: structural constituent of ribosome.
CAGGCCCCGCCGAGCGACAACAAAAGCCGCGACCCGUCGGCCUCCGCCCUCCUCCCCAAACCCCAGACGAAACCCUAGCCUGCCUCCCAGGAGCGCCGAGUCCCUCCGCCCCCAACAGAUCUACGCGCGCGAGGUUCGGUUCGGUCUUCGGAGCUCGAGACAUGGCGGAGGAAAAUGCCCCAGUUGAGGUUGCCGCUCCGGUUGCGGCCCCUACCCCAGUUCUUGGAGAGCCCAUGGACUUGAUGACUGCUCUGCAGCUUGUGAUGAAGAAGUCAAGCGCUCAUGAUGGCCUUGUCAAGGGACUCCGUGAAGCUGCGAAAGCGAUUGAGAAGCAUGCUGCUCAGAUCUGUGUGCUUGCUGAGGACUGCGACCAGCCUGAUUACGUGAAGCUGGUGAAGGCACUGUGUGCUGAGCACAACGUUCACUUGGUCACUGUGCCUAGUGCCAAAACUCUUGGCGAGUGGGCUGGGCUUUGCAAGAUUGACUCUGAGGGCAAGGCGAGAAAGGUGGUGGGCUGCUCAUGUGUCGUCGUGAAGGACUACGGCGAAGAUUCCGAGGGUCUUCACAUCGUGCAGGAAUACGUCAAGUCGCACUAGGGACGGCCUUCCAGUUUCCGGAUUCUGCAGGAUGCUAGUAGCUUCUUUAUGAUUGUGUUCCAUGUCUGAAACUUGUUAGCCUAUGAAAAUUAUCGUAUGCGGUUUUGUCGAAUCAGAGUUUCGUUUCUGGUGCUGGGACAUCAUGGCUUGAUUGCCAGAGAUACAGAUCUUCCAGUUUCCAUUUUGUUGGUGCUAUCUCUAUUAAAUAUGGGAGUAUGUUGAUUUUGAGCUUGCA